Molecule: messenger RNA, 3108 nt
Organism: Perognathus longimembris pacificus (Pacific pocket mouse)
Lineage: Eukaryota; Metazoa; Chordata; Mammalia; Rodentia; Heteromyidae
Gene: Ntrk3
Product: neurotrophic receptor tyrosine kinase 3
Exons: 14
Coding region: 120-1958 (612 amino acids)
Biological process (GO): multicellular organism development; cell surface receptor protein tyrosine kinase signaling pathway; regulation of phosphatidylinositol 3-kinase/protein kinase B signal transduction
Cellular component (GO): axon; plasma membrane; signaling receptor complex
Molecular function (GO): ATP binding; neurotrophin receptor activity; neurotrophin binding
Source: RefSeq, a predicted model, not a curated record
CCUGCGCUCCCCACUCCCCCCACCCUCCUCCUCCUCCUCCUCCUCCUCCUCCUCCUCCUCCUCCUCCUCCUCCUCCUCCUCCUCCUCCUCCUCCUCUUUUUUAGAAGCAACGAUCGGAGAUGGAUGUCUCUCUUUGCCCAGCCAAGUGUAGUUUCUGGCGGAUUUUCUUGCUGGGAAGCGUCUGGCUGGACUAUGUGGGCUCGGUCCUGGCUUGCCCUGCAAAUUGUAUCUGCAGCAAGACGGAGAUCAACUGCCGGCGGCCGGACGACGGGAGCCUCUUCCCCCUCCUGGAAGGGCAGGACUCGGGGAGCAGCAACGGGAACGCCAGCCUCAACAUCACCGACAUCUCCCGGAAUAUCACUUCCAUACACAUAGAGAACUGGCGCGGCCUGCACACGCUCAACGCGGUGGACAUGGAGCUGUAUACGGGACUCCAGAAGCUGACCAUCAAGAAUUCAGGUCUCCGGAGCAUCCAGCCCAGAGCCUUCGCCAAGAACCCGCACUUGCACUACAUAAACCUGUCCAGUAACCGGCUCACCACGCUCUCCUGGCAGCUCUUCCAGACGCUGAGUCUUCGGGAAUUGAGGCUGGAGCAGAACUUCUUCAACUGCAGCUGUGACAUCCGCUGGAUGCAGCUGUGGCAGGAGCAGGGCGAGGCUAGGCUGAACGCCCAGAGCCUCUACUGCAUCGGCGCUGACGGCUCGCAGCUCCCGCUCUUCAGAAUGAACAUCAGCCAGUGCGACCUUCCGGAGAUCAGCGUGAGCCACGUGAACCUGACCGUGCGGGAAGGGGACAACGCGGUCAUCACUUGCAACGGCUCCGGGUCGCCGCUGCCCGACGUGGACUGGAUGGUCACCGGCCUGCAGUCCAUCAACACCCACCAGACAAAUCUGAACUGGACCAAUGUGCAUGCCAUCAACUUGACCCUGGUGAACGUGACCAGCGAGGACAAUGGCUUCACCCUGACCUGCAUCGCGGAGAAUGUGGUGGGCAUGAGCAAUGCCAGCGUGGCCCUCACUGUCUACUACCCCCCACGCGUGGUGAGCCUGGAGGAGCCCGAGGUGCGCCUGGAGCACUGCAUCGAGUUCGUGGUGCGCGGGAACCCGCCGCCCACCCUGCACUGGCUCCACAACGGGCAGCCGCUGCGCGAGUCCAAGAUCAUCCACGUGGAGUUCUACCAGGAAGGCGAGGUGGCCGAGGGCUGCCUGCUCUUCAACAAGCCCACGCACUACAACAACGGCAACUACACCCUGGUGGCCAAGAACCCGCUGGGCACCGCCAACCAGACCAUCAGCGGCCACUUCCUCAAGGAGCCCUUUCCAGAGAGCACAGAUAUCUUUGAUUUCGACACUGAAGUGAGCCCCACGCCUCCUAUCACUGUGACUCACAAACCAGAGGAAGACACUUUUGGGGUCUCCAUUGCGGUUGGGCUCGCUGCUUUUGCCUGUGUCCUGCUGGUGGUUCUCUUCAUCAUGAUCAACAAGUAUGGCCGGCGGUCCAAAUUUGGAAUGAAGGGUCCCGUGGCCGUCAUCAGCGGUGAGGAGGACUCGGCCAGCCCGCUGCACCACAUCAACCACGGCAUCACCACCCCAUCCUCCCUGGACGCGGGGCCCGACACGGUGGUCAUCGGCAUGACCCGCCUCCCCGUCAUCGAGAACCCCCAGUACUUCCGCCAGGGCCACAACUGCCACAAGCCAGACACGUGGGUCUUUUCAAACAUAGACAAUCAUGGGAUAUUAAACUUGAAGGACAAUAGAGAUCACCUAGUUCCGUCAGCCCACUAUAUAUAUGAGGAACCCGAGGUCCAGAGUGGGGAUGUGUCUUACCCAAAGUCACAUGGUUUCAGAGAAAUUAUGUUGAAUCCGAUAAGUCUUCCUGGACAUUCUAAGGCUCUUAACCAUGGCAUCUAUGUUGAGGAUGUCAAUGUUUAUUUCAGCAAAGGACGUCAUGGCUUUUAAAAAAAAACAACACACAACACAAACCUUCUUUUAAACCUCCUUGUUCUGAUGUCACCUUGGUAGGCCGGGGGGCCCUCUGAGCGGUUGGAAGCGCUAGGCAUCGUCUUUCUCUUUGGUCGUUUUUGGAUCAGGGGAUGCUAAAUAGACACUGCGUGAGCCCCAGAAGUUCCGGCACCUUUUACCACCACGAGAUGGGCGUUGCCCUCCCCCCUUUCCUCCAAUCACCACUGUGUUCCUUUAUUCCCCCACCCCCGUUUCUGGCCUAUGAGACAACUCCUGCUGCCAUCUUUAGAGCUGAUAGAGAGAAUGAAACAAACAAACAAACCUGUGGACCAGGAACUAUUUUCUAUACACAUUAGUCAUUCUCUCUGUCUCUCAAUAAAACAAAACCAACCCAAUCCAACCACCACCACCACCACCACCACCACCACCACCAGAAAGCGUGAUGAAGUCCAGCCCAGCCAUAUCCCAGCCUCGCUUUCCUGCCUGGACUCGUGGGGUCUCCCUGGCCCUUCCUGGGGUGCCGUGCUGUCUGCCCUCCGCCUGGCCACCCACCCUGCCGCCUCUCAGGAGAGGUGGAGAUGGGAGCUGCUCUCAAGCGUUGGCUCCGGUUUAGGUCUCAGAGGAAAGAAUGGAAGCCUGUCAUUUUCCUAUUUUUGUUUUUACUUUUUGGUGGAGAAAGGAAAACAAAAGCAAAACCACAGCAGUCCACUUGUUCCCUUCCUCCCUCUUCUCUCUGGAGUGGCUCUGUUGAGUGAGUACCGCAGUAGGAACAUUCGUGGGAAAGCGUGUCUUCCGCCUCCUCCUGGGCCCCUGGAGCCACCGCUCCGGCAGGUGUGGCUGCGGAAGGUCUUGCCCCAUGGAUUGGCCAUCCUCCUAGAUCCACCAGGGACCCAGGGCCUUCCUGCUAGUCCAUAGCCCUGGGAUUGAGCUCUCUCCCUCCCACUUCCACUGAUUCUUCACUCGGAACUCUUGGAGCCCAGUGGAAUUGCCAUUCCGAGGUCAAGAUGGACCGAAGGGGAAGAGAAGCCAAACUCGGUCUCCUCCAGCCCCUUCUGGUGGCGCUGACGGACGUGUCACCCUGUUCUCUGGUCAAUCUGUGUGUUCACUCUGCUUGCUUUCACUCAUGCCUUACUCCUUGCCUCUCUCU